AUGAUGUCGUUAGAGCUGACCAAAGAGAAUAUCAAUGCAGUUUCUCUUGAGCUUGUGAAGAACAAAAAGAUGUUUGACAAGAACGUGAAUUAUGUAAUGGGUUUCAUGCUUAAAUCUUUUCCCGAGAAAAACGAGCUUCUUAGUAGAAUCAAAGUCCUCAAUAUUAAAUCAAGAUCAGCAAAGAAGAUAGACCCCGAGUCCGAUGUUAUGGAACAGAUAGCUAUGAAUGUCUUUGCCAUAAAGAAUCUUGACGAAGGAAGUUUCACCAAGAACAUGCUAGCCCUCUUCAGGGACCCAAGUUCCUUUUCUCAAGCAUUCCUUACCUACUUCUAUUCUAACUUAAAUCUUAGCACUACGAAGACAGAUGAGAUCUUGAACGGGCUCGUAGAAUUACUCUUAUCUGAGUCCAAACUCAAAAAAAGCUUCAUGAAUUUUAUGAAUUCGAUUGAACUCUCGGAGGAUUCUGAAUCUAUUUCCCUGGAGGAGGCCAAAAGUCUACACAAAGCCUCAGAUGAUCACACCUUUGAAAAGAUAAUAAAUAAGGAAAGUUAUGAUGAGUCAUCAAGCACAGUGAUGUCUCUAGUCUCCCUGGACGACUCUGAAGAAAUCAAAAGAAUCGAUACAUCUAUUUCCCUGCUGUUUGAAGGAAAGAGAGAAAAGAUGUCUAUGCUGUCGAUACUAGUGUGCACUAGAGUAUUGAACAUUAUAAGGAUCAUACUGGAAAACAACUACCCAAGAGAUGUAGAUGUUAUUCCUGUUCUUAUGUACAUCGCAGAGAUAGACCAGACAAUUUUCAAGAAAUCAAUGUCUGCUAUCAAGAUAAUAUUAAGGAAAACAGAUUAUAGAGACAAAGAAAAGCUGUUUGAAAUGUUCUGUGCUCUACUCGAACGAAACCCAGGCAUUAUAAGAAUGGCAAUGCUUUUUGUGGAUACUUGUGGAAAACACUUCAACUGGCCGAGAUUCCUUGAAAUUAUAGAUGGGAACGAAGAGAUUGAUCUGGAUGUCGUGGAUAGGUCUUACAUUCCAAAUUCUUCCUUCUAUGAAUUUAUAUUGUUUGCCGAGGAUCCAAGGAGAUACAUGAAGACAAUCAAAAGCAUGAUUAGAAACGAGUUAGACUCUUCUCUUCUUAGAGAUUUAAAAGAAAAGAUUAAUGGAAGACCUGAUCUAAAAGAUAUAAAGCCGAUCAAAGAUGCUAUAAGCUCCCGUCUUAAGCUAUUAAGCCAAAAAAAGUGUUCUAAAAAGGAAAGGAAAGAUAACAGUAACUAA
Molecule: messenger RNA, 1266 nt
Organism: Encephalitozoon intestinalis ATCC 50506
Lineage: Eukaryota; Fungi; Microsporidia; Unikaryonidae
Exons: 1
Coding region: 1-1266 (421 amino acids)
Source: RefSeq, a predicted model, not a curated record